Messenger RNA from Caenorhabditis sp. 36 PRJEB53466, 542 nucleotides. The record is from the annotation of a GenBank genome assembly. NCBI's taxonomy places the organism in Eukaryota, Metazoa, Nematoda, Chromadorea, Rhabditida, Rhabditidae.
AUGAGUGGAUCUGUUCCUAUGGAUGUGGAUACUACAGUUGUUGAGACUAAGAAGGAUUCUUCAACGGCUUCUUCACAGUUGACUAAUACUACACCUCUUCAUGCUCCGAAAAAUGUAGAAGAAAUGACUGUUCAAGAGGGGAAAGAACAUCAUCGUAGAAAAGGAGAGGAAGAAUAUAUCAAAAGUCUUCAAUCAAAGGUUUGCUUUUGAAAUUUUUAAGUUUUUUAAAUUAUUCUUUAUUCCAGACUGAUAUUCUAAUUACAAAGCUUCAAAGAGCUCAAGAAUAUAAGAAUAAUGAAGUGGAGCGUCUCAAUAAACGUCGAGAAGUUUACGAUAACAAAAUAAAGGUACUUUAGUAAUUAACUAUUUCAUAAGUGAUUGAUCUUUUUUUUCAGGUAAAAGAUGAUCGUAAAAAUACUGGUAGUAAUAUUCGUAAGCGUCAACGUGAUGAGACAGAUGAAAAAGAACAGGUUCUCGAAGCUCUAAGAGCAAGAAAGAAGACACAAAAGGAAUUAAAGGAUAUACAAAUUCCUACCAAAUAG